GGGCCGCCGCGGCCUGGGCCGGAGCCGCGCCUGGCGGGGCCCGGGGGAAUGGGGUAGUUCUGAAACCAGCACAGAUGGCUGAGCUUGUUCAGAGGGAAAGAAGUAAAUACCUGGAGAAAAUGGCAGAGACUCUUGGAAUGUGUGCGCAGCUCUGACACAGGAAAUAGAAAGCAUUUAUCUUUUCCAGCACCCGUCCCGUACAGAGGUGAAAUAUUUGCAGUCUCAGACACCUAUGAAGGAAGACCACUCUGAACCACAGGAUUUGUGCAUCUUGAAGGAUGAUGACGUUUUGCUGUUAAAGCAGUUUGGUCACUGAGGGUUCCAACGGAAACUGCACCCAGACAGCAUCAAGUGAAUCAUCUGCAGGCUUGAGUUCUGCUUGACAUGGCCAUGUUGUACUAGGCCUGCCAUGACGGCAUUUUUUCCCAGUGUUCCCAACUGGAUUCAAGAUGCAAAGCAGGAGGACGAGGAGACAGGCUGGAAAUUAGUUCAUAGGCCAAGAGGUGAAGAGACUGAAAGUCAGGGAAAAUGCCAAUGUGAAAUAUCAGAGACCUCCUUCACCAAUGUGGACAAGCUGAGAACUCACACGCUUUCUCAUUCUGAGCAGAGACCGUACAACUGCCCUCAGCUGCACUGUGGCAAAGCCUUUGCAUCUAAGUACAAGCUGUAUAGGCAUAUGGCCACUCACUCUGCUCAGAAGCCUCAUCAGUGCAUGUACUGUGAGAAGAUGUUUCACCGGAAAGAUCACCUCCGCAACCACCUGCAGACCCACGAUCCCAACAAGGAGGCCCUCCACUGUCCUGAGUGUGGCAAGAACUACAACACAAAGCUCGGCUUCAGGCGACACCUGGCCAUGCACGCUGCCGCCAGCGGUGAUCUCAGCUGCAAGGUGUGCCUGCAGACGUUUGAAAGCACCCAAGUCCUGCUGGAGCACCUCAAAGCUCAUUCCAGACGAGCUUCUGGUGGAGCUAAGGAAAAGAAGCAUCCGUGUGACCACUGCGACAGACGCUUCUACACCCGGAAAGAUGUGCGGAGACACUUGGUAGUGCACACGGGGCGGAAGGACUUCCUGUGCCAGUACUGUGCUCAGAGGUUUGGGCGGAAGGAUCAUCUGACCAGGCACAUGAAGAAAAGCCACUCCCAGGAACUGCUGAAGAUUAAGACAGAGCCAGUCGACAUGCUGGGUCUUCUAAGCUGCAGCUCAUCCGUAGCGGUCAAAGAAGAGCUGAGUCCCGUCCUGUGUAUGGCAUCCAGAGACAUGAUAGGUGGUAAGAGCUUCCCUGGCAUGUUGCCUGUAGGCAUGUACAGUACGCAUCUCCAAACCAUGCCAAGCUCAGGGAUGCCCCAUUCUUUGGUUCCCAAUUCUCUUCCAAUGGGAAUGAGCUAUCCUCUGGAGUCGUCUUCUCCUAUCUCUUCCCCACCGCAACCUCCUCCAAAGUAUCAGCUUGGAUCUACCUCAUAUUUGCCUGAGAAACUACCCAAAGUAGAGGUGGACAGCUUUUUGUCAGACUUCCCUGGCAGCCUGUCUCUCUCAUCUGGUGAGCCUCAGUCCUCUUCGCCUCAGCCACCCGCUCUGGAUGAGGCUUUGCUUUCCAAGAGCCCUGCUAACCUUUCAGAGGCUCUCUGUGCUGCUAACAUGGACUUUUCUCAUCUUCUUGGCUUCCUCCCCCUAAAUCUUCCUCCUUGCAAUCCACCUGUAUCUUCAGGGGGAUUAGUCAUGGGCUACUCACAGGGGGAGACACAGCCACUGCUUUCCACUUUGCAACAUCAACCUCAAGAAUCUCCUGGAACUGGGGCCUCACUGAACUUUGGGCCCCUUCACUCGCUGCCCCCCGUCUUCACCUCAAGCUUGAGCACAACCACGCUGCCACGUUUCCACCAGGCAUUCCAAUAAGCUGAACAUAGCACUGGAGAACAGAUCUUUCAGUCACCCUUCUGUGGAGAGCCUUAAAAACGCACAACUCUUACUUCCCUUUGGGGUCUGAAAGCUUUGCAAAGCUGAUUCAGACAGGAGGUUUCUGGUCUCUGGCAGGAGCACUUGUAAGACUUGAACAGCAGAAAUUCCCAUGCCAGUCUCAGUCCUGUACAGCGAAAAGUUUUCAUCUAAUAGACUGGAUAUAUUUUAUCUAAUUUUUAAAUCUGUGAAUCAGGAGCCACACUUAGCACUGACCUUCCCUGAGAUCCUGGAGCUAUGUUCCUCUUUGGGAGGGGACUGUCCCUGAGAAGGAGUUGAGACUCUUUCAUCUCGGGCUAAACGUUUGGAGAGUCCAGCUUCCAUUUCAAGUGAUCACACUGCUAUUCUGGCAAAGCAGCUAAUACCUUCAAUGGAGAAGGAGAAGUCAAGAUACCCACGCUGUAUGAAGCCAACGGGGAAGAAGCUGUCCUUCCCCACUACCUCUCACCCAACACAGCUUACUCCAUCGAAUACAGAUGACUCCACAUCAGUGUUAAACAAAGGACCGUUUACAUGCAGAGUUCAGACAUCACCUCGUUCUUCUUUGCGGAGCCUUUAGGUUAAACUCAACACAGUGAACAUUGUUUACACAACGCAGUUCUGUUUCCACCGUUACAAAAAUAGGAGGCACCAGAACACACUGGCCUUAUAUCUGGUGUAGCUAGAACACUGUUUACACAACGAAGUCAGGUUGCACUGAUUUCUCUUCACGUAUCACAUUUUUCCCCCAUGGGGAAAUACAUUGCUUUCUGGACCACUUCAGCCUCUGCCACUGGAGGCAGCAGCUUCCUGCGUAUUUUCUCUGACUAUCCACGUGUCAAGGGGAUGGAGCAGCUUGCAGAACUAAGCUUAUGUUUGUGGUGUAUGUAUAGAGCCCUUUUAAAUAUCUCCUACAGGCAAACAGAUCAUACGUCUGUUUUGGAAACCAAAGCAUGAGAAAAGGCUGGGCUAGGAGGUGGGGGCCCACAGCUCCAAGUCUCGUCCUACCAGGCAGGGAGGAGAGCAAGCUUCAAGCCCCUAGGUUUGCUUUGUUUUAUGAACCACAACCAUUCAGCGAGGUCAGUACCUUCUGGCUUACCCAUGAAGCGGUCUCAAGAGAUGCAUGCUUAUUUUUUUUUAACCUGUCCUAGGGUGAAGACAUCCAGGAACUGGGAGGAAAAUUUGGUCCCAGCUUCAUUUACACUUGUCACUGUAUUUGAAGCAUUUUUCCCAACACUAAGUUCUAACAAAUGCUGAGGGUUCAGGCCUACAGUCACUCUUUCACUUAGAAUUUGGUCCCCCUGGCCUUUUUGUUCUCUGCUUAAGCCUUGCCUCCAGAAAUCCAAUCCUGCUCCCCCUGCUUCCAGUCCUACCUCCCAAAUCCUUCCCUACCUACUGUGCAGCCAAGCAGCAGCUGGCUGCUGGGUGUCAUUUAGCAUUUGUAUGGUCCCUGCUCUCACAUUCUUGAGCGUUCUCAUUGAACCUUAGAACCCGUUUCUGGUUAUAGACACAUGGAUCUUCAUACCUCAGCAUGCAGGAACUGCCAUAGGCCAAUAUCAGCCAGGAAAUCUGUCAGUAUGAUUCCCUGUAAAUCUAGGAAAUGCAAAAUCUACCUCUACUCUGUUAACUCUUUCAGUGAAGCCACAUACUGUCCUUGCUCACCUCCCCAGAGCACCCAUUUCAGUCAAUGGUACCUUCUGCUGAGCCACCGAUCCCACAGUGUGCCUGUGCUCAUGGGCUUGUCCCCUUCCAUUGUAGUGAAGAAUUUUAUUUUUAACUUAGUUUAGUGAUUCUUCCCAGAAUGACUUUGUAGUGAUCCACUGAUUCUCCAAAACAUAGAUCAGUUGUUUUAGAUUAGCCAGCAGUGCUGCAAGUAAUACUUCUGCAUCAAAAUGUAAUAUAAGAUUUAUUUACCUCGGCAAUGUCCUGUGGCAAUGAUUCCCCUGGGUUGAAUGCAGUACUUCCCUUUCUCCACUGUAAAUUGUUGCCUUUCCAAGUUCAACGAGUGCCUUCUUGUUCUCUAUCAUAGAAAAGGUAAAUAGGGCAUCGCAGCAGUCUUCUGUUUACCAUCACUGAAUACCUCAGUCUCAUCUGCUGUUGCUUUUCUCCUUGCAAAUUAAAGAGUUUCACAGCGUUACCAGUGAUAUGCAAGCCUUAACCCUGUCUUCAGUUUUAAGAGAAUAAAUGGGUCAGAAUGGAUCACUUACAGCAAGGAGUGUCAGAUUUAUGCAAUGCCAUUGCACACCUUCUUUCCUUUCUGGCCUUCUUGCUUUCUGCCUGCAUUGUACUCCAAACAGACGUCAGCACUGGAAUUCCUUUAGCAGCGGUAGCAGAGCUUAGAGCCAGGCAUCUUCCUCCUACCAGUAGUCUGUCAAAGAAUAAAUGGAAUUCGUUUCAC
Messenger RNA from Lagopus leucura (white-tailed ptarmigan), 4331 nucleotides. RefSeq names its product PLAG1 like zinc finger 2 (gene PLAGL2). Gene Ontology annotation, cellular component: nucleus. The transcript is spliced from 4 exons. NCBI's taxonomy places the organism in Eukaryota, Metazoa, Chordata, Aves, Galliformes, Phasianidae. The coding region runs from base 410 to 1894 and encodes 494 amino acids. The record is from RefSeq and is a predicted model, not a curated record.